CCCUUUCUUUGUUGACGUGUACAUGUCAAUAAUGUAUAAAUGUCAUAUUUCCUUUCCCGAUCAGCGAGACUAUAUCAGUAUAUUUCUCGUUGAUAUUACAAUAACUUCCGUUUACUAGCAGCCAUUUAAUGUGAUAAGUUGUGUCUAUUUGAUAUUUUUCGUUAUUAAUUAUAAUGCGAUGCUACCUCGCCGUCGGAACGUUACAGGUGGGAGUGUGACAGAUCGUACUUCUCUACUCGAAUCCGAUCAUUACGAUAAAUUGGAUAAAAAAGGCUCUUCGAUUUUAAAGCCUUACAAAUCAAUUAAUAAUCAUUAUAAUAGGCCAAUAUCGGAUAAACCUUUGGUGGAAGAAGAAAUACAUUUUGACUUUCUAGAGGAAUUCGUGUUCGACUCAGUGAUGGCUGCAAGAGACAGAACCAAUGAAUUUAUUACAGCAGUGCGGAGCCUUCAGGGUCGAACCUUAGCACGACCUGUUAUCAGAGAUGAGCGAAGAGCUCAUGUUUUAGAGACCUACUCACAGUUUAUGAGUAUGGCCAAAGUAAUUAGCAAAAAUAUUACAAGUACUUAUGCUAAACUGGAGAAACUAGCCAUGUUGGCUAAGAAGAAAUCAUUGUUUGAUGACCGACCCACUGAAAUCCAAGAACUUACUUACAUCAUAAAAGGAGAUUUGAGUUCAUUGAAUCAACAGAUCGCUAAACUGGGGGAAAUGCCCAGAGGGCGUAAAAGUAUGCACAGCCAUUCCUCCAGUGUUGUUGUUGCAUUACAGUCUCGUCUGGCUUCAAUGAGUAAUCAGUUUAAACAGGUUCUCGAAGUGCGAUCGGAAAACUUAAAGCAACAAAACAGUAGAAGGGAACAGUUUUCAAGAGUAUCUCCAAUAAUAACAGAAGUACCAUCUCUACUUCAGCAAGAUGAUGUUAGUAUAGACUUUGGAGAAUCUACCAGUCUUCAAACACAACAGUUUGCUUUAAGAGAUGAUUCAGACUCAUAUGUGCAGCAAAGAGCAGAGACUAUGCACAACAUAGAAAGCACUAUAGUAGAACUGGGUGGAAUCUUUCAACAGUUAGCACAUAUGGUCAAAGAACAAGAUGAAGCGAUUGGUCGAAUAGAUGCAAAUGUUGCAGAUGCCGAAAUGAAUGUGGAAGCUGGCCAUCGUGAAAUUAUGAAGUAUUUUCAGAGUGUCACAGGCAAUAGAGCACUUAUGUUUAAAGUUUUUGGGGUAUUGAUAUUUUUCUUCAUCUUUUUUGUUGUUGUAAUGGCUUAAAAUCACAAAAUAAGGGUGGGCAGGCUCAAUAAGAGUAUCCAUUAAGUCUGAAGUCACAUAGAUCCAAAUUCUACAUUGCAAAUCUAAUUUCAUCCUACAAAACUCACCUUGGGAAUUAAUCUUAAAAUUCACCCUCCCAGUUAAUGGAAUGCCCUUAUUUGCCUACAUGUAUAAAUAUUUAGCAAUAUGCAUAUGUACACUUAUAUAAUUAUAAAAUAUAUGUAAAAAUAAAUUACAAAUAUUUUUAAAACAAAUUCAUGUCAUUCCUGUCCAAUCCAUGUCCUUUAACCCUGAUAUCCAUAAUAUAUAGAAGUUUACAGCCACCAAGGGAUGUCUUCUA
This is a messenger RNA of Plodia interpunctella (Indianmeal moth), 1601 nucleotides long. It is a transcript of the gene Syx5, whose product is annotated as Syntaxin 5. Gene Ontology annotation, cellular component: SNARE complex; endomembrane system; Golgi membrane. The transcript has 3 exons. NCBI's taxonomy places the organism in Eukaryota, Metazoa, Arthropoda, Insecta, Lepidoptera, Pyralidae. Gene Ontology annotation, molecular function: SNARE binding; SNAP receptor activity. Gene Ontology annotation, biological process: endoplasmic reticulum to Golgi vesicle-mediated transport; vesicle fusion; intracellular protein transport. The record is from RefSeq and is a predicted model, not a curated record. The coding region runs from base 179 to 1261 and encodes 360 amino acids.